AUGAAUGAUACAGAUAUUAAAAUAGUGGAAUCUCCGAAAGAGUUGGUAGGAGUCGAGGUGUCCCCUGCGUCGGAGGUUAAUAACGAAAAUGAAACGGAUCCUUUGUCGAUUGACGAAGAAGUGGACGUGAAGCUCGAGCCUGCUGACGAGGGUGCAGAGAAAGAUGAAGUCUGUGAUGACAAUGCCAAAGAAACUGUAACCGAGCCUGAGAAGGAAACUAAUCACUUGGAGACCACUCAAACUAACGAAGUUACAGAUGAAAUAAAAGAGGACUGUACAGUGAAUGAGGAGGAAAAUGUGUCUACAGAAGUGGCAACUAAAGUAAAUGACAUUCAAGAGGAGAAAACUAUAGAAACACCUUCGGAAACUGCAGCUAAGGAACCGGAGGUUGUUGAUCGAGUUAUAGAGGUUGAAGACAGCCCCAAGGUUGUGGAAACGGAGAAGGUUGCCACCCCUGAUGUUGAAAUGACAGAGGUUCAGGUUGAUAAGGUUAAUAAAGAUCCCAAGCCCAGCAUACAAACUAUUAAUGGGGAUGUUUCUAAGGAAGAACAGUUGAACAAAAGAAGAGCCAGCCAAGAUAUAGACACUGAAUCUCCACUGAAGAAAUUAUGUGCUGAAGUCGAGAAGACGUUCCCUCAACAUGACGUGAUGAUAAACGAUUAUAUACAGACAGCUACCAAGAACAACGUGGACGAGAUACAGAGACACACGGAGCAGCUGCUGUCAGAGAUACAGACGCUGAGGGAACUUGCGCAGAAGAAGGAACACGAGUGGAAUAAUAUACUGCACCUCAAGAAGGUCAAGGAAGAAAUACUAUUGAGGCUGCUCAGGAGGAAACAGGUGCUGGCCUUUGAAAAGAGUGCUGACGUGAACGGCAGUGACAGAACCGAUCCCUUUGACUACCUCCAGGCCAAGAACCUGGCUAUCGACAAGAGCGAUGACAUCUCUGGCCUGGCGAUCAAACAGCCGGGCUCCGCGAUCGUCAACCCUAUCAUGCAGGCGCCCAUCAUGCCCGUGACGUCACACUUCAACCCCAUGUCAGGGCUGCCACCUCCCUAUGAUAAAGCGGCUCACAUGCAAUCUAUGCCCAAACCUAGCCAGCUAUUUCCUCAAGCGAUGAUGAUGCCGGGUCAUCUGCAAGGUUUCCCUAGAGAUAUGAAUGGUCAGCUGCCGUCCAGCUACGGCAUGCCGAUGGGCCGUCAAGGGCCGACCAAAGACGUGAAGAGUAUAAUCGCGGAUUACAGGCAGAGGAACCCAGAGGUAACUCCUCGCAGGGGCAGGCGGAUGAAGCCGAUCGUCAACCCUAACAUGAUGAACCAGCCGCGGCCCAUCGCGCCCAAGGUGGACGCCAUGAACAGUCUGAGUAACCUCAACAUGCUGUUCAAUAACUUGGACAUGAACCAGAAGGCCAUGAUAGAGCGCCUGCAGCAGCUUCAAGCGGGCGGUCUGGCCAACGGGAUAUCGUUCAAAGACGUGCUGGUGCAGGUCGCUAACAUGCAGAACAACGCGGGGCUCCUGGCGCGGACACACGACAUGAACCGGCCGGAGAGGCGGCGCCAGGAGAGGAACGACGACCCGCCCGCCCCAGCCGCGCCGCCCGCCCAGCCCGCGCCGCCCAAACAGACAGACAGACACGCAGCCUCCAGCCCCCGCCUGCCUCCGCCGCCGCCCUACCCGGAGAUAAGCCUCCUGCCUGUCACCACGGCGCAGGACGCGUCGCAGACACAACAGAACUCACUGCUACACGGAAUACUCACCAAGCUUGAAUGGGUGUUGCCAACCUUCCAGCAGGCGUCCCCCGCGUCUCAGUGUUACUCCCCGACGUUGGCUAAACUGCUGACGUCGCCGGAAAGGAAACAGAGCGCACCGCCGUUGCCAACGUUCGGUCAGGCCAAGAACUGCGGAGAAAUCACCAUCACGCCGGUGCAGCCCGCGACUACUGACAACGACAAGACCGAAGUGGUGCAACUAGAGGAGGAGGAAAGUGGUGCUUCUGAGGAGUCUGCGGGGUCAGCGUCCGCUGGCUCGGGCUCCGGCUCGGGCUCCGGCCGGCUGGUCAUUGAUGAAGGCACCGACGACGCUCCCACCUGCCAGGGAUGUCGCUCACGACUUGCGCAGUUCGUUUGUGCAGGUUGCGCAAACCAGUGGUACUGCUCUAGGGACUGUCAGGUGGCAGCGUGGGACGACCACUCUGAGAUGUGUUCGGGGUGA
This is a messenger RNA of Danaus chrysippus (African queen), 2211 nucleotides long. Lineage: Eukaryota; Metazoa; Arthropoda; Insecta; Lepidoptera; Nymphalidae. The record is from the annotation of a GenBank genome assembly.